UUCGGUGUAUAACGAUAGCAGAGUGGGACAGGGAAGGAGUUUAGCUUGAGCGAUCGAGGACUUUCAACCGGCAGUAAGCAUCACGACGCCAUGGCAAGCCCAUCGUCAUCGACAUCCAGGUAUUACUUGGUCCACGUCCCACUGCUCCUGCUUCUCGUCGCACAGGCGUGCAGUGGCGAAUAUUAUGGCAAGCUGAUUGGCAAGUUAUCAGAGCUGCAUCAUGAUGUCAGUGGAGAGGUUUAUGCGGUCGAUGCCAGAACACUCUUUAUCAAGGAUUUAACGUACGACGGAGAGGGUCCGAGCGCCUACUUUUACGCCGGAAAUUCAAAAGGUCCGAUCACCAAUGGCUUUAAAAUUAGGGACGAGAGGGGAAUGUCUGGACCACUCCAUCGCUACAAAAAACAGGGAAUCACCUUGACACUGCCCGAGGGAAAGACCUUGAACAACAUAAAAUGGUUCGCCAUAUGGUGCGAUGACUAUUCCGUAAAUUUUGGAGACGUGAGAAUACCUCGGGGUUUUGACUACCCAAAACCGCAGAAGCUGUCACCACUCGAUGGAGUUCAUCUAGUGAGUUCUGAGCCAGUGGUCGUUGUAGACGCUCAAACACUCCUGGUACCGAGUUUCAGUUACGAUGGGGAAGCACCAGACGCGAAAUUCUGGGUUGGAGCUGGACCCCACCCAUCCUCCCAGGGUGUACGUGUGCCAGAUGAAAAUGGAAAAAUGAGCCCACUGCGUCGAUACGACAGAAAAACCAUCGUCCUGACGCUACCUGGUGAUCUCACUGUUCACCAGCUCGGCCACUUUGGGGUCUGGUGCGAGGCAUUCACCGUUGACUUUGGGCACAUUCAAAUUCCUCAGGCUCUCAAUAUUCCACCGUCCCUCAAGAUGCUGGGUGUUUCGCCUCAGUCGAAACUAAACUGCGAGGUACUCGAGGAUAACUUGGCCUUCGAGGUGAGGUGGGCUGUAGCUGGAGACAGUAUCGUUGUUCAACUCGUUGGAAAACUCGAUGGUGGACAGUACAUGUCAUUCGGACUGUCGGCAAAUAUGGAUCGCAGUGUGAUGGUAGGUGGUGACGUCGUGGUAGCAUGGGUGGAUAAGCAAACCCUGCAGGGCUACGCGGUGGAUUACUUCCUCGAUGCCAAGUCCCAGUGCUCCGGAGGUCGUGGCAACUGUCCCGACACACGUAUCCAGGAGAACACCAAUUCUGUUCGUCUCCUUAACGCUGCAAUGGUCAAUGGCUACAGUAUAGUGACCUAUCAACGACCACUUGGCGCUUCCGAUGAGUUGGACAGGCAGAUUCGCACCAACGGCUCCCAAGCAAUCAUCUGGGCCAUUGGUCCGCUCAACGAGAGGAACGAGGUCAGCUACCACUCUCACUACCUCAAGACCGAUAGAUUCAUCGAAUUCGGGAGGCCACCCUCCUGGAAUUGUCCAAUGCCCGAGAUGGACCAGAGCCACACACCCCACGAGGACAUACCCAAUAAAGGGAGUAACAAGCAAGAGCUGGUGGUGACAACUCGUAGACCAUCGAGACCUCCAGCGACACCCGCACCAGCAGCUACAACUGACGCUUGGGAAAUUCCACCAAUUCAGUGCAACGAACCUGACGAUGGAGUUUUUUACGCCCAGCUGGGACCCACCGGAGGCAAGCACGGAUACCCGGCCAUUACUGGGCACGUUGGCUGGGGAAUAUCUUGGUACAUCAAUGGGCUUCUCAUCCCGGAGAUUAACGUUAUCAGAGGAAAAACAUACACUUUCGUCGUCGAAGGGGGUGACGAUCCCGAGACCCCGGCGGUUUAUCAUCCCUUCUAUAUUACUGAUGAUCCCAUCGGUGGAUAUGCACACAAAACCCCGGAGGAAAAAUCGCAAGUGAAAAUUUUCGCUGGUGUACGUCGACAAAGGGGGACAGUAGUGCCCACGGGAUACGGAAGACUCUGUCGAUGGGUGCACGAUGAAAAUUCACCAGAGGCCGACGAAUACACGUCGUUCGGUGCUUUCCAGAGAACACUCUCCCUCAAAUGCAAUCCUGGGGAGCCAGGGAUCAUUCAAUGGACACCCGACAAGAAUACUCCAGACGCUGUUUACUAUCAAUGCUUCACCCACCGCUACUUGGGCUGGAAGAUAAACGUGCUGGACAGCUGCGACUUCCAGGGAUCGGCUAGUGAAAAUCACGAGAUAUAUGCCCGUCCAGAGGCGACAGGUGAACAAUCAGGGGAUUUGGAUGGUGCUAGCAGUAUCGGUAUAGCCAGCAAGGUAACACCAGCCCCAGAUUUCUACCAGGCCCACCAGAAUUAUGGUACGCUACGGCCGCCCCACAAUUAUCACCAUUAUCACAAUUAUCAUACUGCUAUGUCGCCUCAAAAGCUUAUACAUUCGCCUCAACCGCCUCAACCGCCUCAACCACCUCAACUAACCCGUCCUUCACUGUAUCCCCGUGAUACGUACGAACGCUUGCAAUUGUCGCAUUUGGAUGCGCCUCGUCCCCAUUACGUAAUUUCGCAUCAUCAUAAUAAUCAUCCCAAGGAGGUACAGCGUCACCAAGUGCUUCCAUUAAUGCGUCAUCAUAUCGAGCAUGCAACAGCAUCAUCCUUAAUACCUCAACACGUGAGUGGCUAUUACCGUGAAAUACAAUCUCCCCAGGGUUGGCAGACACCAGUGUCAGAUCAGGACGUUCAGCAGUCCCAAGUGGCACAAAUUCACGCCUCUAAUUCACAAUCUAACUCCCUUGCAGAUCAACGACCCUUCAGCUACGUCAAUAUGAAAUAUCAACUGCCCCAUCACAAUCCAUCGUACAUUUAUUCGAGAACACCCGUGAGUAAACAAACUCAGGUGAUGAUUGUUAGGCGACCAGGGAAACGACCGAUUCCACAGGCAAUACCACCCGAACUUCCUAGGUUCAUGGAGAGAAAAAAGGCGGUUUAUCGGCCGCUCAAGACUCCACAGACCACGAAAUUAACGAAAAUUGAUAAACAGAGAGCGAAAAUCGAGUCUAAAAUAUCGUCGGAGAUCGAUUCGGGGAGUGUUAAGCCAGCGAGAAAUACUGGAUUUGAUCCAGGCUCCAUCGUCAUUGAGGGCGGGUUCAAGCCGAUAAUUCGAAGUGUAGAUCGUGAGGAUCAAGUGGUCAGGGGUCAGGAUUAUUGGACUUAUCAGUGGGGUGAACCAAAGACGAGUGGUGAUGAGAAGCAAGAGACAUUUGAGCCAGUUUAUCUUGGCUCAGUUGGCAAUGACGUCAAUCUUGGUAAGUUUCAACCUGACAAAGUUAAACAGAGACUCGAUGAAAUCGAUGAUAUGGAAAUGGCUGCUGACGGGUUGGAUGCCUAUUAUUUACCACCUCCCAACGGUGGAUUGACGACUAAACGAAUUGAUGAUCGAUUAACCGGUACAUUGAUUGCUUUUGAUGGCAAGAGGGUCAAGGACUCGAGCCUCACCAGAUCCAUUCCCACCAGGGUCGAUGACCAGCCACGUAAUCCCACGGGAAAACUCUCCGAUGUACUUACCAGGACACCCCAGUUUGGCAAAUUCAGAGGUGAAUUGCCGCCUUUAAUCCCCAGAGAUGGUAGAGCAGUUGAGCUUCAUACCACCAAGUUGAAGGCUAAAAGAACCAGGAGAUCGUCAAAUGGAGAUCUCAUUAGUCAGAAUGCCACUCACCAUGAUCACUCGACUUUGGCAAGCACUGGCCAAAUCAUCAUCACCAACAUUGAGUACGUCGUUCUAACAGUCAUUCUUUAUUUUGUUAUUUAAUCCCAAUUCCCAAUACACGCAUGAAAAAAUGCAUACGUGUUUAAUUCUCCUCGUUGUCAAAAUUUUUAUUUCCUUUGAAUAAUGAACAUCGCAUCGUACCAAAUCGAUCGAUUCAUCGCUUCUGCUCAAUAACUGCAUAACAGAAUAUUAUCAGCAAUCUGUUCAACAUCAAUUCCACACUUUCCUCUCCAUGUCGUGGUUAUCGGCAUUAUUUAUCUGUCUAGAGAAUAAGUCUUAUCGUUUUAUAUCCUCACAACUCGUUUCUCGUUGCAACGGUGGAUUUUCAGAAUUCAGAUUGUCUCAUACUCUUACUCAUACGAUUUCACAUUAUCAUGAUAAUUCAGUUUAUUUUCAUAUAUAGAAGACGAAAAAACGAUUGUUAAGUAUGCAAGCGUAUGUACAUAGAUUAAUUAGCCUGUUAUAAUUGAUAGAAUGUAUUCUGAUUGAGAGAUUAAACUUUUAGACCAAAUACUCUGGUAAAUGAAUAAUUUAUUAAUGUGACGAUUAAUUAGAAUUUUCUUCGCCAUAAGAAUCAUCCUCCUCACUCGCCUCGUAGUCAUAUUCGCUGUAUUCCCCUGACCGUUGACUCUGAUUUCCCCACGUCGAGCAUUCAGGAUCAAUAGCCGACGUUUCUCUACAACUCGAUUCAUUGGAGUGUAAAGCUAGUCCCACUGGGAUUUCAGGGGAAGAAAUAUUUGCAUAGACAGUCAAAUUUGAAAUAUCUCAAACCUCUUCUGAGGGUGGAAGGAGAGUGCUCGCUUCAAAUCCACAUUUAUCAGCAAUUUCUGUUGGACAGCUAUUGCACUUGAUCGCCGCUAUCGAGAUAACAAACCCAAACGACCGAUAACGGUCAAUGUUUCUCGUUAAAUACUCCCAAACUGUUCGUCUCUCUCUCUCUCUUCUUGCACUCGUCAAUUCGAAAACUUUUAUGAAAUUAAUUUGCCCUGAGAAUUACAAAUAGACUCAUUACGAGGAUAACGUGCAGAGUA
This is a messenger RNA of Fopius arisanus, 4730 nucleotides long. RefSeq names its product DM13 and DOMON_DOH domain-containing protein skeletor (gene Skeletor). NCBI's taxonomy places the organism in Eukaryota, Metazoa, Arthropoda, Insecta, Hymenoptera, Braconidae. The transcript is spliced from 10 exons. The record is from RefSeq and is a predicted model, not a curated record. Bases 91 to 3741 code for a protein of 1216 amino acids.